UAUCACACAUUUCUUUCCAAAAUGGCUGACGAGGUUUACGAAGGUGCCAUUGGCAUCGAUCUUGGCACCACCUACUCUUGCGUUGCCAACUAUGAAGGCACCAAUGUCGAGAUCAUCGCCAACGAGCAGGGUAGCUACACGACCCCCUCAUUUGUCUCCUUCACCGACAAGGAGCGCUUGAUCGGCGAGGCCGCCAAGAACCAGGCCGCCAUGAACCCUCAGAACACUAUCUUCGAUAUCAAGCGUCUCAUUGGUCGUCGGUCUGAGGAUCCCAUUGUGAAGAAGGAUAUCGAGUCAUGGCCUUUCAAGGUUGUCGACCAGGGUGGCAACCCUGCCGUCGAGGUCGAAUACCUCGGAGAGAAGAAGACUUUCACUCCCCAAGAGAUCUCCUCCAUGGUUUUGAUGAAGAUGAAGGAAGUUGCCGAAACCAAGCUCGGAAAGAAGGUUGAAAAGGCUGUUAUCACGGUGCCUGCCUACUUCAACGACAACCAGCGUCAGGCUACGAAGGACGCUGGUGCCAUCGCUGGCCUCAAUGUCCUCCGUAUCAUCAACGAGCCCACUGCUGCUGCUAUCGCUUACGGUCUCGGCUCUGGAAAGUCCGAGAAGGAGCGUAACGUCUUGAUCUACGAUCUCGGUGGUGGUACCUUCGAUGUCUCUCUGCUCAACAUCCAAGGAGGUGUCUUCACUGUCAAGGCUACUGCUGGUGACACUCACCUUGGUGGACAGGAUUUCGAUACUAACCUCCUGGACUUCUUCAAGAAGGAGUUUCAGCGUAAGACUGGCAAGGACCUCUCUGGCGAUCCUAGAGCCCUCCGCCGCCUCAGAACUGCUUGCGAGCGUGCCAAGCGUACUUUGUCCAACGCUACUCAGACGACUGUCGAAAUCGACUCCCUGUUCGAUGGUGAGGACUUCAACUCAUCUAUCACCCGUGCCCGUUUCGAAGAUCUUAACGCCAAGUCCUUCUCUGGCACCCUUGAGCCCGUUCAGCAGGUCCUCAAGGACUCUGGUCUUGAGAAGAACCAGGUGGACGAGAUCGUUCUCGUCGGUGGAAGUACGCGUAUCCCCCGUAUCCAGAAGCUUCUUAGCGAUUUCUUCGAUGGCAAGAAGCUCGAGAAGAGUAUCAACCCUGACGAAGCCGUUGCCUACGGUGCCGCCGUGCAAGCCGGAAUUCUGUCUGGAAAGGCCACCUCUGCUGAGACCCAGGAUCUCUUGCUGCUCGACGUUGUUCCUCUUUCCCUUGGUGUUGCUAUGGAAGGCAACAUUUUCGCCCCCGUCGUUGCCCGUGGCCAAACUGUGCCUACAAUUAAGAAGCGCACUUUCACCACUGUUGUUGACAACCAAACAACUGUUCAGUUCCCCGUCUACCAGGGUGAGCGUACCAACUGCGCUGACAACACCUCACUCGGAGAAUUUACCCUGGCUCCCAUUCCCCCGAUGAGAGCUGGUGAAGCUGCCCUUGAGGUCGUCUUUGAGGUCGACGUCAACGGUAUCCUGAAGGUCACUGCUACCGAAAAGUCGUCUGGCCGUACCGCUAAUAUCACCAUCUCCAAUGCCGUUGGCAAGCUUUCUACCACUGAAAUUGAACAGAUGAUUGAUGAUGCCGCCAAGUUCAAGUCCAGCGACGAGGCUUUCACCAAGAAAUUCGAGUCUCGCCAACAGCUGGAAUCAUACAUCUCCCGCGUUGAGGAAAUCAUCUCCGAUCCCACUAUGUCUCUUAAGCUCAAGCGGGGAAACAAGGAGAAGAUCGAGUCUGCUCUUAGCGAUGCUAUGGCCCAACUCGAGAUUGAGGACUCUACCCCUGAAGAUCUCAAGAAGAAGGAACUUGCUCUUAAGAGACUGAUUACCAAGGCCAUGGCUACUCGUUAAACGUUGUGAGCCUCAAUCUGCUAUAAUAAUUGUUCAACCUUGAGAUCAGUGAGCCCGCCUUCCGAGUUAUCCAUCAUCAUUUCUUGCUAUUUCAAGUCAAGAAGCAUUUGCUACACAUGAGAUCAAAGACUAUUAUGUUACCUACGGACCCUUUCUGGAUUAAGAGUGUUUAUUUAUGAAUGGGGAAACAAAUAUGAAAAGUAUUUUUUGUUCGAAACAUUUCGCAUGCUAUAUCUCGCAUCUCAAGAUCUGAACGUACAUAUUAAACUAGGUAAUCAUGUAGAUUUCGAAGUCGGUGACAUUGGGUAUGAGGAUUGAGUGUUUGAUCCAUGUUACUGGAAGCAUCACGUGUUCGAAG
This is a messenger RNA of Aspergillus saccharolyticus JOP 1030-1, 2224 nucleotides long. RefSeq names its product putative Hsp70 chaperone (HscA) (gene hscA). Gene Ontology annotation, cellular component: cytoplasm; cytosol; plasma membrane. Gene Ontology annotation, molecular function: ATP-dependent protein folding chaperone; ATP binding; misfolded protein binding. The coding region runs from base 22 to 1866 and encodes 614 amino acids. The transcript has 7 exons. Gene Ontology annotation, biological process: protein refolding; cellular response to unfolded protein; vesicle-mediated transport. The record is from RefSeq and is a predicted model, not a curated record. NCBI's taxonomy places the organism in Eukaryota, Fungi, Ascomycota, Eurotiomycetes, Eurotiales, Aspergillaceae.